UCUCACCAGAGCAUCAAACAUUAUUUGUCUCCUUUAUUAUUAAUAUAAACCGAUUAAUUAAGUAGUUGAACAGUAACAUAUAUAUUAAUAGAUGUCAUAAAUCUUUAAUAUCUGACACUUUAACCAUUUCUAAAUUUGCAGUGAAUUUUCCUUUUAUUAGUUUUAUUAACAUAUUCAUCAUGGUAAAAAGCAAUGAUAGAGGGCUAACGGAACAACUCGAAAAGGAAUUUAGAUACUUUAAAAUUUACGACAAUUACAGGCCGGAUUAUCACAAAUCUGCGGUAACAUCUAAAUUUUAUUCUAAAUAUGAAGCGUUGGAUUUAUCACUAGCAAACGAAGAGUUGGUGAGUACAAUAAAAAAGUACAGAGAUAAAGGACCCAAAGAUAAAUAUGAUUGGUAUCCAACGGAAAAUCAAAGUUACGGUUGGUUCAACACUCCAUUUGUACCGAUUAAUAAAAUGGAUGAAAGAUAUUAUCAUGUUAAAGUUGAAAGUGAUUUUGUACAUCACGCGCUUUUGUUGGCGAAAGAUAAAAGCAUGAAAUUGGAGAAGUUUGCAGGAAUUCCAUUUAAACUUCAAUAAAAAUUCAUUU
Molecule: messenger RNA, 591 nt
Organism: Onthophagus taurus
Lineage: Eukaryota; Metazoa; Arthropoda; Insecta; Coleoptera; Scarabaeidae
Cellular component (GO): ciliary base
Source: RefSeq, a predicted model, not a curated record